UUGGCAAAAUCUAAUAGUCUCUUGUUCGUGUUGGGCCUGCCAGUGCGUUGUGAAGAGCAGUGCGGAGUGUUCGUCUUGUCCGAAAGCGCCGGUGAGGAGAUAGCGCAAGCGCAGUGUAUUCUGCGAAAGCUGUUCUGUUCGUCGCGGAUCCUACCGACCUUUGCUCUUGCACAGUUUGAUAGUCUCACAGAGCCGCUCAAGAAGUGCCUUUUACAUUUUCUAAGUGUCUUGCAAUUCACAUAUUUCACAAUGGCAACCUGCCGAGAAGGAUUCAUCACCCUCAAUUUUGUGCCAACCCAUGUAAUGACAUGGGGCGGUUGGAUUGAGGAUUCGCCUGAAUCGCCAUGGAAAGAAAUUAUUGUAAUGUUUCCUGGAAAUCCUGGCGUUGUUUCAUUUUACACUGAAUUAUGUGAGCAACUCUAUGAAAAGAUGAAAAUUCCCGUAUGGGUUGUUUCGCACGCUGGCCAUGAGCUACCACCUGAUGACAGGUUGAUGCCUAACGAGAACAAUAAUACUCAUUUAUAUGAUAUUAAUGGGCAGAUAAAAAACAAGAAGGAAUUUAUUCGACGAUUUGUUCCUGAAAGCUGCAAAGUUCAUCUUCUAGCACACUCAGUCGGUGGUUUCAUAGCUUUAGAGCUUUUGAAAGACGAUGAUGUAGCUGAUAAAGUACAACACUCCUAUCUCCUCUUUCCUGUGCUGGAGCACAUUGCUCAAACUGUUAACGGACGUUUUCUUCAAAAUUAUGUUUUGAGGAUUCUUUGGCUUGUUUACUUUGGCGCAGGAUUUUUCUUCAUGCUACCCAAUUUUCUUAAAGUUUUGCUUCUUUCAAUUCAUGCUAAAAUUGUUGGAAUGAGGUUGACCCCAUUGAACAAACAAUCCAUUAUGUUGCUCAUUAAUCCAAAAAUUCUGCGGUCCGUUUUCAACUUGGCUAUUGAUGAACUGUCAGUCAUAAAUGCAUUGGAAGUGGACCUUAUAAAAAAGAGGAAAGAUAAAGUUCUUGUAUACUACAGUGACCAUGACAACUGGGCACCUGUUUCUCACUAUGAGAAUCUUGUGAAAGCUGUUCCAGGAGUUAAGGCAGAAAUUUGUAAGAAAGGUAUUGAUCAUGCAUUUAUGUUGUAUAAGCCGUCAUCAUUGAUGGGAGAUGUUCUCAUAGAGAGGAUCAACAGAAACAGAGUAAAAUAGGUGAACUGUUUCCUUUUUCUUAGUUAGAGUUUAAGGAUAUAUUUGCUCAAUAAUUUAGCCUGUAUAUGUACCCCUUAAUGGGACCAAUGUCAGUGAAAACUUUUUCUUAUUUUCCAAGAAUUUGCUCAGUUUGGAGUUAGUUGGUCCUCAGACAGUGAUCAGCAUUACUUGAAUUUUUCACUCGAAACCAUGUACUUUUGUUUUGCCUUACGGGUACUUUUAAAGUAUUUAUCAGUGUUAUCUUUUACAAGUUUUUGACAUUUUAGUUUGUAUGCAAGGAUCUAAUGUGAUCUCAUGUAUUUUAUAGAUUACCUGCAAUAGGUCCCCCCAGUGGAAAUGUUACUUUAAGUUUGGAGGAGGGCUUUACCAUUUUGCUGGUAUUUUUAUGCUUUUGAUCAAUUUUUUUAGGGUAAUGCACUUUUAUAUGUGAUUUCAUCCAUGAUUUGGAAAAUAAAUAAGUCUGCUUUUACAGUAA
Thrips palmi is the source of this 1660-nucleotide messenger RNA. It is a transcript of the gene sturkopf, whose product is annotated as lipid droplet-associated hydrolase. Gene Ontology annotation, cellular component: lipid droplet. The transcript is spliced from 5 exons. Lineage: Eukaryota; Metazoa; Arthropoda; Insecta; Thysanoptera; Thripidae. Gene Ontology annotation, biological process: lipid storage. The coding region runs from base 250 to 1185 and encodes 311 amino acids. Gene Ontology annotation, molecular function: lipase activity. The record is from RefSeq and is a predicted model, not a curated record.